AUGGAGCCGGAUGGGAGCAUCGAGUCGGCGUCGGUGAUCCGCGUGGUGGUGCUGCAGGUGGGCGAGAUCACCGCGUCUGCCUUCCGCACCUACUCCAGCCUCAUCAUGAAGCACAGAGUGAUGCCGCUGCAGGGCGUGUUCGGGUACUACAAGGAGCACCAGAAGAGCCCCUUCUCGCACCAGCCGUGGACGACGGGGUCGCUGCGCUUCAACUUCAUUCUGGGCGGCAGCAGCCGCAGCCCCUGGCAGGAAUUCGUGGCGCAGCGCAAGAUCCACGGGGUGAUAGGUGUGUGCCACUGCCCACGCAUGCCAGACACAGCAGCGGCGUACGAGGAGUUUGUGCUGGCGUGCAAGGCGUACCCCCUCGCUCAGGUCAAGCGCUGCAUUGCCUUCGACCCCACCACAGAGCAGAUGGCAGAGGAGGACCCGCAGCGGCGCAACCUGGUGAUUCUGUCGGGGGCGGAUCAGCAGCGGCUGGAGGCGCUGCUGGUGUCGGUGAUGCACGACUUUGCUGCGUGUGUGCUCAUGGCACUCGAGAGCUGGGUGCUGCACGUGGACCCCAUCGCGGCUAUCUUCCUCUCUCCCCUUGACAACCCUAAUGUCACACCUAACGAGGACGCGGCGCGGCUGAAGAAGAAGCGGUUGGCGCGCAUACAGAAGGCCAUCGGGGACUACUGCCUGCUGGCUGGGUCGCCUCUUGAUGCGCGCAACCACUACGGCACGGCCAUCGAGCUUGGGCGCCUCACUAACAGCACCGACCCCCUCUGGCUUGCAGGGGCUUUGGAGGGCCACGUGAGCACUCUCGCGGUGGAGAAGGGGCGGUGGGACGAGGAGUUGGAGGAGGAAAUUCGCACCAAGUACAGCGAGAUCGUGCCACUCUACCGCAAGGCGGGUGCAAUGAUCUUUGAGCUCGAAGCUCUCAUCAAGGUCGCCAGAUUCAUCUGCCGCAAGGAGAUGGCGCGCGAUGUGGUGGAUCUGCUGGCACAGGCGGUGGAGACGGGGCGAGGGCUGCAGAACCCCAGUGAUCUCCUCGUGCUCUACAUUGAGGUGGCGCGCAUAUUCCAGCAGCUGGGCUACGAGCGCAAGGCGGCAUUCUUCACGCGGCAGGUGGCCAAGCUGUACGAGCAGCAGGAGUCACGCUUCGCCGCUGUCAGCGCCCUGCAGGUGCUGGCCCUGGCGUCUACAUCGUACAAGGUGCAGUCGCUCGCACUCUCCCCCGUUCCCUCCCCCGCCCUCGCUGACACUCCCCGUGGCACAGCACCAGGAUCAGCAGCAGCAGGCGGAGGCGGGGGAGGAGGAGUGGGAGCAGGAGGGGUGGGGGGAAAGGCAGGGGGGAAGGGCAGCAGGGCGGGGGUGACGGCAUUAGAGAGCAGUGCGCCACCGUUGGGAGGGGGGCAGUGGAGCAGACUGCAGAUGGAGCUGUUGAGUGACAUGCUGGCCGUUGCUGUGCGCGCCGGUGAACCCCUCGCUGCCUGGGCUGCUGCUGCUCGCCUGCUAAGAGGAUUCUACCCCCUCAUUCUGCCACAGAGCCAGGAAUCGUUGGCUCAAGCGCUCACAUCGGCCAGUGAGAGGCUACCAGCUGGCACUUGCUGCCCUGACCUUGCGCUUCCCUUCGUCAGGUUCCAUGCGUUCGCAACAGCCCCCCAGCAGACCCAAGUCGUGAAGCGCACGCGAGGCAAGCGCGACUGGUGGGUGGGGGCGGGCGGGGGAGGCCCGUUCAUCUACACGCCCUUCACCACGCGGGCGGCCAACGUGAAACCCGACAUGGUGUGGAUCGUGGGCGAGGUGGCUCAAGUCAUCAUCGAGCUCUCCAACCCCUGCGCCUGCGCUGUCGAUAUCGAAUCCAUCUAUCUGAAUGUCGACGGGGAUUUUCAGCCGUUCCCCGCGUCGCUCUCUCUUCGGCCGAACACGUACUCUCAUCUGCUCACGCUCUCGGGCUUGCCGCGGUCGCCGGGGGUGAUUACCGUCCUGGGCUGUUUUCUGCAGUCGUUCGGGGUUCUUACGGACCAUCGAUUCGCCGACACGACGAUCACGACCGUUGCUGCAGCGGCAGGGAGCGCGGGAUCGGGAGCAGGGCUGCCGUUGAUUCCGGGCAUGGGCCUGGUAGAUCCGUUUUCGCCCGCUGCUGCUGCGUCUGUGGCUGCUAAUUCCGCUGCAGCAGCUGCUACAGCCACCCCUCUCUCCGCCCCCACUAUCUCUGCUACCUCCUCUCUCUCUGCAGCGGCAGCGGGUGUCGACACUGCGGUUAAGAGCGGUGCCAGCGCUGGGCGGGGAUUCUUGGCCUCUUCUCCCAUCCCGUCCACCUCUGUCCUGCCCGUGCUCGAUAUUUCUGUGCUGCCCGAGCUUCCACUAUUGGUUGCAACGGCGGAGGAUGGCGACGGGGCAGCUGCGGUUCUUUUCGACGGGGAGGUUCGAGAAAUCUCGGUCAAGCUGGUAAAUUCCAGUCGAGUGCCCGUAGUGGACGCAUUUGUUUCCGUUGCUGGCAGGCAAAAGCGGCACCUGAUCGUUCUCGGGCAGGAAAAACUUGCAGCAGCACUGCCCCUGCUUCCGGGGGCUGCAGUCACCCUGCCCGUGAAAAUCGUGGCCCAGUUCCAACCAGAGAGUUCGGAAGAUGACGAGGAUGAUGUGGGAGGGGGGGAGGGCGGAGGGGGGGCAGAGCAGAGCACGAGCAGCAAGGAGGAAGAUACAGUGAACCUGGUCGUGCAUUACGCAGGCCCAGACAAAGACCCCGAGAGUGAUCCCGUCACCCCAGCAGCACCAACCCCUGUCUCCAAAUCCGCUACAGCCAGCAAGGAGAAGGAGAAGGAGAGGAAGGACGAUGCAGUGCCGGGGCGGCGGCUGUCGUUCCCCAUCAACCUGUGUGUGCGGCGGGGCCUGUCCCUCGUGCGCGCGCGCCUGCUUGUCACCGGAGGCGUCACUCCCGCCGUGCAAUCCGACGGGGGGGUCGCCAGCACUGGUGCUGCCGGUGGCGGUGCUGCUGGUGGUGGUGCCAACCUUGCUGCGUCUGGCCGUGGUGGUGGGGCCGAGGCAGGCUUAACGUGGGGUUCCCAGGCGAAAGGAGCGGGAGCGGGGGGAGGAGGGGCGGGAGUGAGGAAGGGAGUCGGAGAGAUGGAGGUGCCUGUGAGACAAGCCAAGGGGCUGCGGCUACUGGACCUUGAGGUGUGGAACGGCACUGACUCUGCCUUUGAUGUCUCCGUGCUCGUUGACCCCCCUGCCCCCCACGACCAACCCAGCACCCCCGCUGCUGCUACUGCCCCUGCUGCUGCUGCACCUCCCACUGGCGCAGCUGCAGGAGGAGCAACAAACGCAUCCCCAGCAGCAUCAGCAGCAGCGUCGGCAUCAGCAGGGUCCCUGCUAGCGGCCAGUCUGCUCCCCCCGGCAUCCAACCUGCAGGCCUCUCUAGAGGAAGCUUCCCUCCUCGCCUCGGGUGGCUCUGUCUCCCACUCCCGCAUAGGACGAGACUGCGCCGCCCGCCUCCUCAUCCCGCUCGGCGGAUUCGAUUCCCUCCUGGGCUCCGAAGCAGAGGCCGCCCUGGCAGUACUCCACCACGAGGAGCAGACGGGCGGCGACACCACCGUGCGGCGCCAGCUGGCACUGGGCCUCGGGCCUAUCCCGUCGCCGUUCACAACCAUCAUCAAUGCGAUCUGCUCGCGGGUGAAGGUGCGGUGGCUGUCGGCACGGAAUUUCCGCGGGGAGGUGAGGAUCAGAGAGGCCGUAAGGGCCGUGGUGGAGAGCCAGGCCGUGGCGGUGCUGCUGCCUGAUCCCCUCGCGUUCUCCUUCCGAGUCACUGCUCCUCCUCUCACUGCUGCUGCUGCUGUUGGGGUUGGAAGUGCUGGGAGAGGUGGCAAUGAGCAGAGGGAAACGUCAGGGCUUGCGGCUGGUGAUGCUUGUGCUGCGAGGGAAGGAGGGAGUGGGGGAGGGGGGGCUGGGAAUGCAGACGGGGCAGCAGCCGGAGGGAGUGGAGGAGGCGGGGCGGGGUUCAGUGUGACGAGUGCGUUGGAGUUCACAACAGUAGAGCUGACAGUGACCAAUCAGAGCAAGGGCAAGCUGGCUGUGAGCGUGAGCGUGACGUGUCGCGACGUCACUGGCGAGACGUGCGUGGGAGAGGCCACUCAGAAGCAGCACGUCAUGUGGGCAGGCACACUAAACGGCAUCGACGGAACACUAGACCCCGGGCAGUCGCUGCACCACAAGCUGAGUCUCUGCUUCCUCGUACCAGGAGAGUACACGCUCUUUGCAGCCGCCGUGGUGGACAACCAGGGCCCCUCGCCCACCUCGCUGCUCACUUACAUCCCUCCCACCCAUGCACACCCCACAGGCACAUUGAACGGCAUCGACGCCACAUUGGACCCCGGCCUGUCCCUGCACCACAAGCUGAGUCUCUGCUUCCUCGUACCGGGAGAGUACACGCUCUUCGCAGCCGCGGUGGUGGACAACCAGGGCCCCUCGCCCACCACCCUGCUCGCCUCACACGCACAGUUAGCAGGGCGAGCGGGGCACACGCAGAACCCCAACCCGUGGUGGGCCGUGCUGGAUGCUAGCCGGCGCCCACAGACCAUCUGCUGCACCAGCCUGCCCCAUGCCAUCACUGUGCUCGGCGCUGCUUAG
Messenger RNA from Closterium sp. Naga37s-1, 4608 nucleotides. Lineage: Eukaryota; Viridiplantae; Streptophyta; Zygnematophyceae; Desmidiales; Closteriaceae. The record is from the annotation of a GenBank genome assembly.